Molecule: messenger RNA, 1243 nt
Organism: Cutaneotrichosporon oleaginosum
Lineage: Eukaryota; Fungi; Basidiomycota; Tremellomycetes; Trichosporonales; Trichosporonaceae
Source: RefSeq, a predicted model, not a curated record
CGUAUCGACUGCGUUGGCCCAUGGUCCAUGGCCCAGCCGUCCGCUGCGCAAACUUGAUAACGAGAUGCCUCGCCACCACGACUGCGCUGCUCACCGCCCCGUCCCCAGUUACUGGCAUCCCCAUGGUCCUCAACUUCCGGCGACACAAGCACGUCGCAUCGGUUCUCGACCUGCCUGUAGAGCAGUACGACGUGGCGACGCAACUGCCCGCGCGCAUUCAAGUAGGGCCGUACGCCGUGAAGCCCCUCGUACAGAUUUCUGAUGUCGUGGACCACCUCACGAUCCUCGCGGCGUUCGCAGACGCUGCGCAACGCGAAGUCGACUUUCGGCGCUUUGCGAGCCACGCCGCGGGCGAGUACGAGUUCUGGGCACUCUCCGUGCUGCCGCAUCUCCGGGGAGCGCGCAGGAGUGGGGACUCGCCGCGGAGCACGGGCACGCCCCCCAUAAACGCAAGCGGACAUCCCACUCCACCAAUACCAGGCCGGUCGCAUACCGUGCCGACGGCCGUGGGGACGCCGAAGCUGCACAUUGCCACCGGGGCGCUCGUGCACUCGCCGACAUCUUCGCCUCUCUCGAGCCCGUCCCUCCCCUCACCCACCCCGCGCACACCCCUGCUCACAUCCGAGCUCCCGCCCCUCCCCGUGCUGAUGGCAUGGCACGCGCACCUCCUCCAUCCGGCGCAUUACGCGGCGGACACAGCACCCGGGGAAACAUACGCUGCGCUCGCACACACCCAUUUCCCACUCGCGGCCGUCGCGGCCGCGCUGCGCACCAACACGCUGCCGCGAGCGCUGCCGCACGCGCCCGAGCGCCACUCGCACAGCAUCUCCGGCUGGCGCGUCCCCGACAUCACCGUCGCGGUGCAGCAGGCGCGCGCGCUCUGGAUCCGCGAGGGCGCGGACACGCCGCGCGUGCAGCGCGCCAUCGUGCGAUACCAUGCCUGGCUCGACUUGUUCGCUGCGACGCGCGCGCCGCGGCUCGCGCCGACGCCGGAUAUCGAGAUGGUGUGGCGCACGCACCAGGUGCGCGGCGCCGCGUUCCGCGCCGAAACGGCCGUGGUGUUGGGUCACUCGCUCGAUCAGGAGGAGAGAGGGGACCAUGAGCUCCGGCGGUAUACGGCUAGAAUGUGGGAAAAGCGCUUCGGGCAAAAGUAUGAGAAGAGUGUGCCGCGCCGCCCGGUGCGCAGGAGCACGGUGUAGAGCUUGUAGCGAUAGCAAGGAUGUAUAAUAGGCUGUGAGUCGUA